Messenger RNA from Echinops telfairi (small Madagascar hedgehog), 4343 nucleotides. It is a transcript of the gene EIF2AK3, whose product is annotated as eukaryotic translation initiation factor 2 alpha kinase 3. The record is from RefSeq and is a predicted model, not a curated record. The transcript is spliced from 17 exons. Gene Ontology annotation, molecular function: protein kinase activity; protein binding; ATP binding. The coding region runs from base 16 to 3342 and encodes 1108 amino acids. Gene Ontology annotation, biological process: protein phosphorylation. NCBI's taxonomy places the organism in Eukaryota, Metazoa, Chordata, Mammalia, Afrosoricida, Tenrecidae.
CGGGGCGGGCCGCUGAUGGAGCGCGCCACCUGCCCCGGGCCGCUCGCGCGGGCGCUGCCCGUGCUGCUGCUGUGGCUCGUGGCAGGGACGGGGGCUGCGGGGCGCGUCCGCGACCUCCCGGCGCCGUCCUCCGACGCGGCGUUCGGCCUGGGGGCGGCGGCCGCUCCCACCGCGGCCUCCCGGGUGCCGGCGUCCGAGGUGACGGUGGAGGACGCAGAGGCGCUGACAGCAACCGCGGGGGAGCCCGAGCCGCCGGAGGAGCCCGAACCCGCCGACGAGGUGGCGCUGAGGCCGCGGAGCAGAUCCUUAGUAAUUAUCAGCACUUUAGAUGGGCGGAUUGCUGCACUGGACCCUGAAAACGAUGGUAAAAAGCAGUGGGAUUUGGACGUCGGAUCUGGCUCCUUGGUUUCAUCCAGCCUUAGCAAACCAGAGGUGUUUGGGAAUAAGAUGAUCAUUCCUUCUCUCGAUGGAGACCUCUUCCAGUGGGACCGAGACCGGGAGAGCAUGGAGACAGUUCCUUUCACGGUGGAGUCACUUCUGGAAUCUUCUUACAAGUAUGGAGAUGACGUUGUUUUGGCUGGAGGGAAAUCUUUCACGACCUAUGGGCUCAGUGCCUAUAGUGGAAAGGUGAGGUAUAUCUGCUCCGCUUUGGGUUGUCGCCGAUGGGAUAGUGAUGAAAUGGAACAAGAAGACAUCCUGCUUCUGCAACGGACCCAGAAAACCGUUAGAGCUGUCAGACCCCGCAGUGGCAAUGAGAAGUGGAAUUUCAGUGUUGGCCACUUUGAACUUCGGUAUAUUCCAGACAUGGAAACUAGAGCUGGAUUUAUUGAAAGCACCAUUAAACCCAGGGGGGACAAGGAGGAGUCUAAAAUCAUUUCAGAUGUGGAAGAACAGGAAGCUGCCAUAGUCAACACAAUCAUCAAAGUGUCUGUUGCUGAUUGGAAGGUCAUGGCGUUUAAUAGGAAAGGCGGACAUCUGGAAUGGGAAUAUCAGUUUUGUACUCCAAUUGCAUCUGCCUGGUUGGUUAAGGACGACAAAGUCAUUCCAAUCAGUCUUUUUGAUGACACAAGUUACGUGCCCCACAGUGAGGUUUUAGAAGAUGAAGAAGACAUUGUGGAGGCUGCUCGAGGGGCCACGGAGAACAGUGUUUACUUGGGAAUGUAUAGGGGCCAGCUGUAUCUACAAUCAUCAGUCAGAAUUUCAGAAAAGUUUCCUACAAGCCCCAAAGCCUUGGAAUCUGUCAACAAUGAAAAGGCCAUUGUUCCUUUGCCGACAAUCAAAUGGAAGCCCCUAAUUCACUCUCCUUCCAGAACUCCGGUGUUGGUGGGGUCUGAUGAAUUUGACAAAUGUCUUAGUAAUGACAAGUUUUCUCAUGACGAAUACAGUAACGGUGCACUUUCCAUCUUGCAAUAUCCGUAUGAUAAUGGGUACUACCUGCCAUACUACAAGAGAGAGAGGAGCAAACGAAGCACGCAGAUCACAGUCAGAUUUCUCGACAACUCGGCUUACAACAAGAACAUCCGCAAGAAGGAUCCGGUCCUCCUCUUACACUGGUGGAAGGAAAUAGUGGGGACCAUUCUGUUUUGCAUCGUUGCCACCACCUUUAUCGUGCGCAGACUUUUCCAUCCUCAUCUUCACAGACAAAGGAAAGAAUCUGAAACUCAAUGUCAAACUGAAAAUAAAUAUGAUUCUAUAAGUGGUGACACAAAUGACAGUAGCUGGAGUGAAAUAAAAAAUUCUGGAUAUGUAUCACGCUAUCUAACCGAUUUUGAACCAAUUCAGUGCAUGGGUCGUGGAGGGUUUGGAGUUGUCUUUGAAGCUAGAAAUAAAGUAGAUGACUGCAAUUAUGCUAUCAAAAGGAUCCGUCUCCCCAAUCGGGAAUUGGCUCGGGAAAAGGUGAUGCGAGAAGUUAAAGCGUUAGCCAAGCUAGAGCACCCAGGGAUCGUGCGAUAUUUCAACGCCUGGUUGGAAACUCCUCCAGAGAAGUGGCAAGAGAAGAUGGAUGAAAUUUGGUUGAAAGAUGAGAGCACAGAUUGGCCGCUGAGCUCUCCGAGCCCAAUGGAUGCACCCUCAGUGAAAAUACGCAGGAUGGAUCCCUUCUCUACAAAAGAACAUAUUGAAAUCAUAGCUCCUUCGCAGAGAAGCAGGUCUUUCUCUGUAGGGAUUUCCUGUGGCCAAACCAGUUCGUCCGAGAGCCAGUUCUCUCCCGUGGAAUUCCCCGGAAAUGACCCAGCAGACAUCAGUGGGUCCUUGGAUCCGGUGUACAACCUCCAGGACAGUUGCCUUACAGACUGCGAGGUGGAGGAUGGUACCAUGGAUGGCAAUGAUGAGGGGCACUCCUUUGAGCUCUGCCCUUCGGAAGCCUCUUACGUGCAGACACGGGAGCGAACCUCCUCUUCUAUAGUAUUUGAGGACUCUGGCUGUGAUAACGCCUCCAGCAAAGAGGAGCUCAAAACGAACCGACUGCACAUUGGCAACCAUUAUGCUCAUCAACUAACUAGUCUCGAGCAUUCCAGUAGCGAAUCUUCCUCCGAGCCCACCUUGUCUGUUUCUCCUCCAAGACCAACCACUUUAAGCUUAGACCUUACCAAAACCACUGCCGAAAAACUGCAGCCCAGCUCCCCGAAGGUGUACCUUUACAUUCAGAUGCAGCUGUGCCGGAAGGAGAACCUCAAAGACUGGAUGAACAGGCGCUGUACCAUCGAGGAGAGGGAGAGGGCCGUGUGCCUGCAAAUCUUCCUGCAGAUCGCGGAGGCGGUCGAGUUUCUGCACAGUAAAGGACUCAUGCACAGGGACCUCAAGCCUUCCAACAUAUUCUUCACAGUGGAUGACGUGGUAAAGGUUGGGGACUUUGGACUAGUGACUGCAAUGGAUCAGGAUGAGGAAGAGCAGAUGGUCCUGACCCCAAUGCCAGCUUAUGCCAGACACACAGGACAAGUCGGGACCAAACUCUAUAUGAGCCCCGAGCAGAUUCUCGGAACCAACUAUUCACACAAAGUGGACAUCUUCUCCUUAGGUUUGAUUCUAUUUGAGCUGCUGUACCCAUUUGGCACUCAGAUGGAAAGGGUCCAAACCUUAAGUGAUGUAAGAAAUCUCAAAUUUCCACCCCUGUUUACUCAGAAAUAUCCUCGUGAGUACGUGAUGGUGCAGCACAUGCUCUCUCCAUCCCCCGUGGAGCGGCCUGAAGCCACAGACGUCAUCGGAAAUGCGGUGUUUGAAGACUUGGAACUUCCAGGAAAAACAGUGCUCAGACAGAGGUCUCGCUCCUUGAGCUCAUCCGGAACAAAGCAUUCAAGACAGCCGAGCACCUCCCAGAGCCCUUUGCCAAGCAAUUCGCCUUAAAGUUGUGCUGGCAACCAAACAGGUGACAGAGCCGUCCAGUCCACCUCUCAGGAACGUGGCUGUCCGGCAUUGAGGACUGCGCUCUCCGCUGGGUCUUAUGUUGAGCUGCCUGUUCUCAGUCAAAUGACCGGUGGGCUUGGAGGCACAGCCUGUUGGAGCCAGCGGUGGACUGGUUGUGGGUGCUGUCGUUACACUCCGGCAGAAGACUGUCCCCGAGCUUUUCACGUGUGGUCCUGUCUCUUCGUUGGUCUCUUGAGACUGGCUGGCCAAGCUCAGUAGCCCUCACCUCUGGCCUAGGGAGGUAGCCUCAGCCCCAAAAGUACGUGGCGACAAUGAAAACAGAAAUAUUUUUAUAGUACAAAGGAACAGCCGUACCCACGUGUGGUAACAAUACUGUCCUAGAAACAUGCUUUCUAGAGAUAAGGGUGAUGAUUUGAAAAGGGAACUCUUAUCUUGUCCCUGGUGGGUCAGUAGGGAAUCCACACUGUUUUGGAGUACAAACAGCACAAAUUGACGGGUUAUGCCCAUGGCUAGUUUUAUAGUGAUAUUUGUAGCAUUAAUAGCUUUUAUUCCUUAGGUGAUUCUAGGGAGCGUUCCGGAACUUUUUGUACUUUUACAUUCAUUAAGAGGAAAAUGAAGCUUUUUGUGUAAACUGGUCAAAAGUUCUGGUUUAGAGAGGGAAAAAAAAGUCGUAGUAAGAAAUGAAUCAUAUAUUACAUCUAACUUCUUCCUUCCACUUUUUUUUAAACUAAUGAAAUCUUAAGUGUCUUCUAUGUAAUCAUCUAGGUUGGUACUUCCCCCAAACUAAUUCUAGGUAACAGUUUAAUCAUCUAACCUGACUCACAACAUUUUUAUUUUUCCCUGUAAAUAUGUUUAUUUUUUAUUUAUAAAAAUCCUGGAAUCAAUCCAUUUGGGUUGGUGGUGUACAGAACGCACUUGGCGUGUGUUAACUAUUGUGACUUCUUUCAAGUCUAAAUGAUUUAAUAAAACUUUUUUUUUAA